UUAUUAUUUUUUUUUAUUUAAAUAAACACCAUUAACUGAGUUUACAGAACAAAUGACUCUUAUGAGCAUGAGCAGUUUUUUAGAGAAUCAAAAACGGUUGUCUAGUAUUUUAUAAAUAAUAAAGAAUAAAAAAUUAAAUAUAUAAAGAGCCUCGCACAUGACUGAAAGAAUUCAUUCCCACAACUUAUUAAUUUGUUCUAUUGUUUUAGUAAAUUGAGGCCACGUUAUACCAAUCGUUCCCUCAUUUUGAUUUAACUAAAAGAAGGGAACGAAUUAUUACAACAUGGCUACGAUUCACUUAAAACGAGGGAACAAAUUGGUAAAACGUGCUGAUGUAUUAGUAAGUCGUGGGUGCGAAUUGUUAAUUCAUGGCCACGAUAUAUACAUAUUUUACAUGCAUAAAAUCUUACAUAUUGUGCCUUUAAAACAUAGAUAAGGCCAUCUGGAUUGCAUUUAUGCCAUCUAUAAAAAGACAGAAAAGUCUGUGUUAACACUCCUUUUGCACCCCCCAACCCCCAAAUGUUUUAGUAAUAUUAAGGAACUGGAAUUAUUAAAAGUAAUAAGAGCUGGAAUCGUUCUUUAAAAUUCUUUACGAUUCCCAUCCCUGAUCUGUGGCCAUUUGAGAAUAAAAAGAUGGCAUGAUGUCAUGAAAUAAAUGACAUAAAUUUGAAUUCAAGCAAGCAUGGAAAAACUCCUGAUGCUCAGCUUCGAUUGAUUUAUUUAUUCAUCUACAGCGGUUAAAUGUUGUGAUGUUUAUUAAUCAUCUUUUCCUAUUCUCUGGAGUAUUGUACAUUUGCUCUCCCAGUGGCGUAAUUCUGCUUAGCUUUGCUGCCUCUAAUGUUAAUUGCAUUUCAGCUCACCCUGCUUACCGUAUCUGACGAUAUUUCACAACCAGGGACAUUUCAACACAUCUUCUUGUUUUGGUUAACAUUUUUCACAAAGGCCGUGAUCCACCACCCUCUGUUUUUUGCACAACUCACUCUGAUUCUCUCAUUCCAAUUGCCUAUUGCUUCCUGUUGUGACCUGGUGCAUUAUGGGAGCUGAACCGGGUGCAUCUGGUGGAAGGGCCGUCUCCUGAGUCAGCCUCUUGCAUGAAUAGGCCUGCCACACAGGAAUGCGCUCCUACAUUUACAAUAAGAAUUCUCUGAUUGGCUCGCAGGCCGAGCACUGUGGCAUGAGGACAUACUUUUUCAGCGCCGACACACAAGAAGACAUGAAUGGCUGGAUCCGGGCCAUGAACCAGGCCGCACUGAUGCAAAGCCAUGGCGUGAAGAGAGAGACUGAAAGAAGCUCCAAACCUGAGCAGCAUGCAGUCCCUCAGACCAACCAUUUCAGCAGCAGCAUCAAAAGCUCCUCCCAGGCCGAGGGCCUCCAGCAGUCAGCUCAUGUGGAGGUGGCAGAACUGAGGCUGGAACGAGAUGGGGAGGAGUGCUACGUUUACAGCAAGGAAGUCUCGGAAGAUCCUGUUAAAACCAUUUCCCCUGGAGAGAUGGAGAUGGAGAUGGAGGGGCUUUCCCAAUCAGGUGCCCAUUCACGCCCGCCAUCCACGGCGCCCACUCACAGGAACGGGCUGCCCUCCUCAGGCAUGCCCCCUGAUCAGAACGGGAACAUGGUGUAUAAGAGGGGUCUCGUCCCCCGUACAGACACAGAGAAAAAGGUACAAAGGAAAACUGCACUGGCUCAGGUCGAGCACUGGGUGAAGGUGCAGAAAGGAGACCCCAAAAGCCAUCCCACUGCUGAGUACACCCUACCCAGACGGACGCCUCCUCUCCAGCCUAAGUCCGUCAUGAUGGAGACGUACCAGUCGUUGCCAAAGACCACUCGCCACCACUCCGGAGGCAGUUCCCCCCCAGUGCCCCGCAACCUGCCUAGUGACUACAAGUAUGCCCACGACCGUCUCAGUCACUUUCGUAUGUCCACUGAUGAGCGUCUGGCCACUAAAGAAGGCAUGGUGUGGCAGUUGUACGAGUGGCAGCAGCGCCAACAGUUCCGCCACGGAAGCCCCACCGCGCCUGUCUACACCGGGCCUGACUACAUGGACACGUCUGGCUUCAGGGUCACUCUGGAAAUGCCACGAUCCAUAUCUGUGCCCCCAUCACCAUCUGACAUACCCCCAUCUGGGCACCCUUCCAAGUCCUUGUCCCCACGCAGGCCCCACACUCCCGCCGACAGGGUGACGGUGCGCCCGCUGGAUGACUUUGCCACCGUGGAUACACCCAGUUUGGGUUCUCCCAGAGGAAUAUGUUCCCAGAUCUCAAAGACCUCGCAAAUGGAAAGGAGAUCCAUGCCAACAAUGGGCUACAUCACACACACAGUCAGCGCACCAAGUCUGCAUGGAAAAACGCCGGAGGAGUUGACCCUGCUGCUCAUCCAGCUCAGGAGACACCGGGCCAAGAUGGCCAGCGUGCACAGCGACACAUUCACACACCUGCAGAACCAGCACAACGGCCUCUCAGGCCCCAGUUUGCAGGCAGAUGACACUUACAUCCAGCUGAAGAAGGACCUGGAGUAUCUAGACCUGAAGGUGGGCUCUAGUGGAUCUGCCUUCACCUUCUUCCUCCGCCCAUCUUCUCCCUCUCUCUUCAAGGUAACUGGACGUGACUCUCUUAAAGAUCGACCACCUCGGCCUGUUAAAAUAGCUGAAAGUGACAUAGAUGUAAAGCUUAGUAGGUUAUGCGAGCAAGACAAGAUCCUACAGGAGCUGGAGGCCAGGAUACGCACACUCAAAGAAGAUAAGGACAAGCUCGAGUCUGUUCUGGAUGUUUCCCAUCAGCAGAUGGAACAGUACCAGGACCAGCCCGCCCAUGCAGAGAAGAUCGCCUAUCAACAGAAGCUGUUACGGGAGGAUGUGGUCCACAUUAGGGCGGACAUCUCACAGGUGUCCACGGAGAUGGAGAACGCUUGGGCAGAGUACAACCACUUGGAGAGAGAUGUCGACAGACUGCGUUCAGCCCUUCAAGACCAGAUGACCCACAGUUCUCUCUCUCAGCAGGAGAAAUCUCAACUGAGGAAGGAGCUGUGGAGGAUCGAAGACGUGCUUGCAGGCCUGAGCUCCAGCAAAGCCAACUACAGAGUGACCAUUGACUCUGUGCGGAAUCCAGGUGAGAGCGGGCCCCUGCCUGCCAUCACCCCCAUGCACUGGAACACAGACCGAGAGAGGAAACUCGUGCCUUCAGCGUCAUUGUCCACUGUGCCUUCGCUAUCUGCGAGCCCAUCCAUGGGUGAACUGAAAGCUGCUCAGUCCAGUCCCCAUCUCAGCCCAAUGCAGUCUACCCAGCAGUCCCUGCAGCUCUCGCAUCCAGCCCACAAACAAAAAUGGCCUGAGGAAGAUGCUCCACCCAGACCCCCCCUCCCUCACCUCUACAGCCCAGAUGAACACCCCCCAGCUGUGCCCCCUCUCCCCAAAGAGACCUCCGUCAUCCGCCACACAUCGGUCCGGGGCUUGAAACGACAGUCUGAUGAACGGAAACGUGACCGUGAGAUCGGGCAGUACACUAACGGAGAUCAUAAGGUUGAGAUACGGGCCUUCCUCAGUGAGCCUGAACUGCUGGCAGUUGGUGGACAAAUGGGUGGCUUGAGCCGUGAUAGUGGCUACCAAACUCUACCAAACAGAGGUUUGACUGGCUCAUCUUCAAGACUGAACCAGUCAUCAAACAUUUCAUCGUUCGUCACCCUCAGAAGAGGAAUUACCACCACAAGCUUGAAGGAGAGACCAAAGAGUGCCUUGGAGCGACUAUACUCUGGGGAGAUUGUGCAGCAGCGUGGCCGCAUGAGCGCCGAAGAGCAGCUGGAGAGGAUGAAGCGCCACCAAAAGGCUCUCGUACGGGAGCGCAAGAGAACGCUCAGCCAGGGCGAACGGCAGGCCUCCACAUCUCGUGCCUCCUCCUCCUCCGCAUCCAGACCCGUGUCUGCAGACCUGGGAUCAUGGAGGAGAGAGCAGGACUUUGAUUUGCAGCUACUGGAGCGGGCCGUGCAGGGUGAGGAGAGACCCGUCGAACACAAAGAGAGACAGCGCUCUCACUCAGACGAAUGGCUUACUCUGAGCAGCACACCCAUGAGAGAGUUGGAUCUGGAGCCUCUGGACUACCAGCUGGACCUCAGCAAAGAGCUGUCAAAGCCUCAAAAGGUGGCCAUCCCUGAGCGCUAUGUGGACCUGGAUCCAGAGGAGCCCCUCAGCCCUCAGGAGAUGGAGGCCCGACAUCGUAAAGUGGAACGAAUCAAGAGCAUCCUGGCUAAGUCUAGUGUCCAGAAUAUACCUCCUCCGGCAGCAGUAGACAAGCCAGUGCUUCCGGACAUAGACUCUGCUCUACAAGAGCAGGAGAGAAUCAUCACCAUGUCCUAUGCCUUAGCAUCAGAGGCCUCACUCAAGAGCAAGCAAGUGGCAGCCUCACCGCCAGUUAACAGUCCCACCUCACUCCCUCAACCUCCACCACCUCCUCCUCUUCCUCCCCCCGCUCCUGUUGCCGUCUCUACGGCUCAGUCUGCUCCCCCUCCCCUGAGCAAUGGAUUUCACUACACCUUUGUCUAAUCAGAGAAAAAACAAACCAAAGCUGUGUCUGGAUAUUGAGGUGCUGUCUCAUUCUGAAAACCCCACUCGUGGUGGACAAACUUAAACUCAGCUUAUCGAAUCACAUCGCUCACAUUUAGAGAUGACGCUAGCGCACUUUUGGACUCACAUGGGAACUCACUUCUGAAAUGCAUUUUUGUAGAGCUAUUAUUUGAUAUGGACUUUUUGCUGUGGAAACUGCUGUGCAUAUGCUGUACAAAAUCUAACCAUGAUAACCCAGAUAUAGAGAGCCAUUUUAUAUACAUUAUUGCACUUUUAAUAUGCACCGUAUUGUAGAGAACAUUUAAAAGCUCAUGUUUUACUUCUCAAGGCAAGACAGAAGUUUGGAUGGAUUUCAUUUUGAAAUACAAUGGUAACAUGACAAUGACAAAAAAAAGUGUUAUACAUGUGACAUAUUAUGAACAUGAAGGGUACAAAAAUGUCAAAUGUCGAUUGUAUUUUGUCAAUUCAGAUGUUAUUCUUACACCAAAUCACUUGAAAUAUUAUUUUUAUGUAUCCAGCACUGCCAGUUUCCAGUUAGCUUGCCAAAUGCAUUUUAUUUUUGUUGACAAAGUUAGGGGGGAAAAAAUAACAUAAAAUAAUAUUUUCAGACAGGAUUUGUGGGAGAGGGGUUGGGGAGGGAUAUGCCGCAUACUUUUUUUUAAGAAACUGUAAAUAUUAAAGAUAUUAACAAGC
Molecule: messenger RNA, 5242 nt
Organism: Megalobrama amblycephala (Wuchang bream)
Lineage: Eukaryota; Metazoa; Chordata; Actinopteri; Cypriniformes; Xenocyprididae
Gene: plekha7b
Product: pleckstrin homology domain containing, family A member 7b
Exons: 22
Coding region: 1115-4528 (1137 amino acids)
Molecular function (GO): protein binding
Source: RefSeq, a predicted model, not a curated record